Molecule: messenger RNA, 2302 nt
Organism: Branchiostoma floridae (Florida lancelet)
Lineage: Eukaryota; Metazoa; Chordata; Leptocardii; Amphioxiformes; Branchiostomatidae
Product: G-protein coupled receptor 54-like
Exons: 6
Coding region: 33-1154 (373 amino acids)
Biological process (GO): G protein-coupled receptor signaling pathway
Cellular component (GO): membrane
Molecular function (GO): G protein-coupled receptor activity
Source: RefSeq, a predicted model, not a curated record
UAAAGGUUGCAGGGCAACAAAAGCUCUUCAAAAUGCCCGUUGGAAUCGUCGACAGGCUGGUAAAUUUCACUGGGAAUUCUACCAGCUUGCUUGACAUACCGACAACGAUAGAAGCUUAUGUAGCGCCAACUUUGUAUUCCGUUAUUUUCUUGGUUGGUGUCACGGGCAACUCGCUGGUGAUCUACAUCGUGGCCCGCUUCAGCGAGAUGAGAACCGUUACCAAUUAUUACAUCGUCAACCUGGCCGUCACCGACCUGGCCUUCCUGGUCUGCUGCGUUCCCUUCACGGCCGCUAACUACACGCUGCCGUCCUGGAUAUUUGGAGAAGCUCUGUGCAAGCUCGUCAACUACCUAAAACAAGUCGCGGCCCAGGCGACCUGUCUGACCCUAGCCGUCCUCAGUGUGGACCGGUACUGCGCCAUCGUCCACCCGCUUGCCUCUCUGAAGUACAGGCGGACCCGUAUCGCUUUGGUCGCAAGCGUCUGCACGUGGGCAGCCUCCGUCAUCCUGGCUAUUCCGGUGGCGAUCUACUACCGCCUGGUCAACUUCAACUUCCACGGCAUGCGCACGUACUGCCGCCCGGUGUGGCCCUCAGUGGCCUGGGAGCAAGGCUACAUGAUCUACACCGUCCUCGUCACCUACGCCAUCCCGAUGACCGUCUGCUCCAGCGCCUGUUUCUGCAUCGUCAGGCAGCUGUGGAACCGCUUCAAGGAGCGCGAAAAUGGGCCGCUGUCUUCCAUCAUGCAGACCAGACGCGUCAUAUCCAUGGUAGUGGGUGUGGUCAUCCUCUUCGGAAUCUGCUGGCUGCCGAAUCACGUGCUAAACCUGUGGCGAACAAUCUACAUCCGCAACAAGAUACCAGCUUCUGUCUACUGGGCUAAGAUGUUCGCCCUGUUCCUGAGCUAUGCCAACUCCGCCAUCAACCCGUUCGUCUACACCCUUCUCGGGGAGAACUACCGGAAGUGCCUGAGGAAGACCGGAUGCUGUCGUCAUGGCAACCAGCAGAAGCGGGAUGGGACGAACACCCCGAAGACACACAGACGAAUUGGACCAGGCCGCUCUGACUACAACAUCCCGGCUAUCAAGAUAACCCUUGCGACGGAUGCCGACCGCUUUGAGCCGGACAAACAAGAGGAAUAUGCAACUGAAGUGUGAAGGAUAAGUGUGAUCAUGUUAGUGCGGCAUUGGGAAGAUGGUUCAUGUUUGGGCUUAGUUUAUCAUAUUACUAUUUUUGACUGUGAUAUUUGUUGAUGGUGUGUACUUCCAUGGGAAUGUCAAACACGUGAUUGUUUGGGGUUGAUUUUAGUUCUUCUCGGUUAUAUUUCGGUUAUUGUUUUUGGUUACUUUUGUCGUUUAUUUGUGCCUGUUUUCGGCUCUCGUGGGAUUGUUUUCGGUUGUGUAAGGUUGUUUUUGUUUCGGUAAUAGGCGAGACCGGAUUGUAUAAUCACUUAGCCAAAUAACAAAUUAGCUACUUACUAGUAUACAUGUAUACGUACCUGGUUUUCUGGGACAUCUUUGGCCUAUAAAGUCUUGGCGAGCAUGUAGCAAGUUGCAAGCUUCAUUGUAUGAUUUUGAAUAGUUCGCCUUCCUUGAUUAUGCACGUUAAAUGAAACAUGCUAGAGAAAAUACUGUUGUUUGUAAUAUUUUUUGUACACUGCUAAGUACGUUACAUCACAUUCUCAAGUGAUACAUACACACAGAACAAGUCAGAAGCGCCACCUUUCAUGAGCAGCAGGUACAGCAACGGGCACUACUGGCAAUGUUGUACAUAAUGUCAUAUAUCUUGUUGUAGGUGUGAUAACAAGGCAACAAUCAAGAAACUAUAAAUGCAACAUUUUCGCGAAAACGGAGAAUGUUUUCCCUGUAGCAUUAACUCGCCCUAUGACUUCGUGUAACAGUAAAAAAAAUGGCAAAUAGGUUUUGCUAUCGCAAACCUGUAAUUGUUCAUAUCAUACAGCUAAUAUGCUGAUGCAGUUCCAAGCUCUGAUUGGUUCCUUGUAGAAGAGGAAAAAUACAUAACAAGAACAUACCAGCAGGGAAAUAUAACCGAUAUUAGUGCUAAAAAAUGAAAAUCAUUAUACACGUUACGUGUAGAGUAGCUGGAUAUGUAUUGUGCCUUUACAAAGAAUGUUGCUAAUACAAAUCUAGAUCCAUCGGUCGGUUUCAAUGUUGAGCAAGUUAGUUGUCAAUGUGAGAAACCUGUUGUCAUGGUACGAGCAUUGCUUAUAUUGUGGAAUAGCUAUUAAGACAAUACCAUGACUUAGUUAAGUCUUUGGGUAAUUAAAUGUAAGUCUACUAUAUUU